Molecule: messenger RNA, 3784 nt
Organism: Prinia subflava (tawny-flanked prinia)
Lineage: Eukaryota; Metazoa; Chordata; Aves; Passeriformes; Cisticolidae
Gene: ADARB2
Product: adenosine deaminase RNA specific B2 (inactive)
Exons: 10
Coding region: 1299-3533 (744 amino acids)
Biological process (GO): adenosine to inosine editing; RNA processing
Cellular component (GO): nucleolus; cytoplasm
Molecular function (GO): tRNA-specific adenosine deaminase activity; double-stranded RNA adenosine deaminase activity; double-stranded RNA binding
Source: RefSeq, a predicted model, not a curated record
CAGGAGCCAGGUAACCUACAUUCCAACAAGAGGAAGUUUUAGAUUUAAAGGAGUUCUGAUAAACAAGGGUUUGAUGCGCUGCUUCAGCCAACUGCAAAUGCAGUAGGCACUAAUGAUGACAUUCAUUAUUUAACCUAAUUUUUCUUUAUAUUCUUCCAUUUUCCAGUGACCACCUAGGUUUCCAGAUACGUGUUUUUAAAUGAGAUGAUACAUAAGGACAGCAGAGCAUAGAAGCAGUAGGUGUCUCGGAACUUAAAGCAGUAUCUGAUCUGUUGUGUACCCUGGCUUUUUGAAACGAACAUGUAAUGCUUUGCAGUCAAGCUUUUCAGAGGAUUGCUGUUGUCAUCUUUCCUCUCUGUAAAAGCCCCUCUGCUCCCGACACUUUAAUUGCACUGUUCCCUAAAUGAGGCACUGCAGAGUGCUAAUGUGUGAGCCUGAGCGACAACACACUCUUUUCACAGAGCUUUUGCCCUUGAUCGUGAAUGUAACAGAGCACGUACCUUAAAAAUAACUGGAGAUUCAAGGGGAAUCGCUACACUUAUCCUCUUGCAUAAGGUUUGUUGACACAGGGAUCCUUCAACAGUAACUCAUAUUCUCUCACUGGGAAUAAUAAGCAUCGCAAUUAGUGAAGUAGUUGAUAACUGCGUGGUUGGGGAGGACAGCAGAGGCAUUUCUCUGUAUGUGGAAGCGGAGUGUUCAGUGUCCACAUGGUCUAAAGCAGACAAAAAAAAAAAAAAAAAGGCUUGAAAUCCUCCCUGCAGCCUCCCUUCUUGCGAGCUGCCCCUCCGGCUUCUCCAAGACCAGGCGGCAGGAUGUUUUUAUUCCCUACGGGGCCAUUCCCCCUCGCUUUCUCCCGGGAGCUGGGCACAGCCGGCAGCCCCGCGGGAGCGGAGUUUGGGGGCGAGGGCUGGCGGAGCUGAUGUCAGCGCCGGGCGGCGGGAGCGAUUGGGCUGCGGGAGACUUUGCAGCAGCAAAUCCGCCCCCCUCGCCCCCCUCCCCCCCACGCCCGCACCGUCGGCUUCAAAGCGGCCGGUGCCCAGCAACUCGCAGAGGUGCGAAAAGUGGGCGCGGGGCCGGCAGAGCCGCGGCGGCGCCCCCGGGCAUCGCCCCGGCCGGGCCCGGCACGUCGGGGCGGAGGCGCGACCCUUGCGCGGCGGCAACGCCGAGCGGAGCCCGGGCACAGCCCCGGCACACCCCGCCGGCCCGACCCACCGCACUAUAAAAGCCGCCUCCGGAACGAGGAGAAACUCCGCGGGAGGAGAGCGCGUUGGCGCGGCGCUGCUGGCUGAGGUAGCGGCAUGACAUCCGUCCUGGGCAGCGGCAGGGCGUCGGGAGCGCCGAGCGGGCAGCUGAGAUGCAAGUCCAAGAGAAGGAGGAGGAGGAGAUCAAAGAGGAAAGAAAAACUAAGCAUACUGUCAACCUUCAUAGCACCCUUCAAGUACCUGAGUCCUGGCCAGACCACCAUGGAGGAUGAAGACAAUUUAAGUACCAGCAGUGCAGAAGUAAAGGAAAAUCGAAACAUUGGCAACCUGGAGGAUCAUCCAAUAGCAUCUACUGAUAGGGCAAGAGGGGGAACAACUAGCAGUAAGAGGAAAAGACCCUUAGAGGAAGGCAAUAAUGGCCAUUUCUGCAAACUUCAGCUUAUCUGGAAGAAAGUUUCAUGGUCAGUGACGCCAAAGAAUGCUCUGGUUCAGCUACACGAACUCAAACCGGGAUUACAAUAUAAAAUGGUUUCCCAGACAGGUCCAGUGCACGCUCCAGUCUUUGCUGUUGCUGUGGAAGUAAACGGACUUACAUUUGAAGGCACGGGCCCCACAAAAAAGAAAGCCAAAAUGCGCGCCGCGGAGUUAGCUCUGAAGUCAUUCGUCCAGUUCCCCAACGCCUGCCAAGCCCACUUCGCCAUGGGGAACUGCGUCAGCCCGUCCACGGACUUCACCUCCGACCAGGCAGACUUCCCAGACACUCUGUUCAAGGAGUUCGAGCCUCCCGCGCACAGCGAGGACUUCUCUGUCUACAGCCCCGUCAACAACGAGCUCCUGUCCGGGGCGUGCCGGCGCGGGCGCCUGCUGUGCCACACGCUGGACCUGGUGGGCCCCGCCAAGGCCGGCAGGCACCGCGCCGCCAAGGCCGAGGGCGAGAAGAACCCGGUGGUGCUGCUCAACGAGCUGCGCUCCGGCCUGCGCUACGUCUGCCUCUCGGAGACCGUGGAGAAGCAGCACAUCAAGAGCUUCGUGAUGGCCGUGCGCGUGGACGGCAGAACAUUCGAAGGCUCGGGACGCAGCAAGAAGCUGGCCAAGGGUCAGGCGGCGCAGGCGGCCUUGCAGGCCCUCUUUAACAUCCGUCUGCCCAGCCAUAUCCCCAGCAGGAGUAAAUGUCACCAUCUGCCACAGGAUUUUGCUGACUCCGUAUACCAAAUGGUUGCACAGAAGUUCCAGGAACUGACAGACAAUUUCACUUCCAUGCACGCACGCCACAAAACUCUUGCAGGCAUUGUGAUGACCAAAGGUUUGGACAUCAGGCAAGCUCAGGUUAUUGUGCUGUCAUCGGGUACCAAAUGUAUAAAUGGGGAAUACAUAAAUGACCAAGGGCUUGCGGUCAACGACUGCCAUGCAGAAAUUGUGGCAAGAAGGGCAUUUGUUCACUUCCUCUACUCACAGCUGGAGCUACACUUAAGCAAACGGCGGGAGGACUGGGAGCGAUCAAUCUUCGUGCGAUUAAAAGAGGGAGGCUACAGGCUGCGGGAGAACAUCCUGUUCCACCUGUACGUCAGCACCUCGCCCUGCGGAGACGCGCGCCUCAACUCCCCCUACGAGAUCACCACCGACUUGAACAGCAGCAGGCACAUAGUGAGGAAGUACCGCGGGCACCUGCGGACGAAGAUCGAGUCUGGCGAGGGCACCAUUCCCGUGCGGUGCCACAGCGCGGCGCAGACGUGGGACGGCGUCCUGCUGGGAGAGCAGCUCAUCACCAUGUCCUGCACGGACAAAAUCGCCAGGUGGAACAUCCUUGGGCUCCAAGGAGCUCUCCUCAGCUCCUUCAUCGAGCCCAUGUACUUGCACAGCAUCAUUGUGGGAAGCCUCUGCCACACUGGCCACCUUUCCCGGGUCAUGAGCCAUAGGAUAGAGGACAUUGGGCAGCUGCCAGCUUCGUACCGGCGCAAUCAGCUGCUCCUCAGUGGGGUGAGCCACGCUGAUGCCCGGCAGCCUGGGAAGUCCCCGGGCUUCAGCGUGAACUGGGUCGUGGGCAGCUCGGAGCUGGAGGUGCUCAACGCCAGCACGGGGAAGCGGAGCUGCGGCAGCCCCUCGCGGCUCUGCAAGCACGUGUUCUUCACACGCUGGGCCAGGCUGCACGGCAAGCUGAGCACACGAGCACCAAGCCGUGGAGAGAUGCCAUCAGUGUACAGCGAGGCAAAGCUGGUGGCUCAGACCUACCAGUCUGUUAAGCAGCAGCUGUUUAAAGCAUUUCAGAGAGCUGGCCUGGGCACCUGGGUGAAGAAACCCCCAGAGCAAGAUCAGUUCCUACUAACUGUGUAAAUCACUCCUUUUCUACUCGACUGGACCACACCAACUGGAGAGAAGGCAAGGCAGGACUUCUGAGCAGAGAGAAUUGAAGCAGUUUGAGAUUUAAUAACAACCUCCAUGGGAAUAUUUGCUUUUAAUCCUGUAUUGGAAAUGCAUAAGUAGAAAUGUGUCUGAUGCACUGAUCUCAACUUUAGAAAACUGCUUUUUCAUGAUCCCUUCCCAAGGAUGUACCUGCCCAAAUUAUAAUGCCACCCCCACCAAGA